CUUGUUUCCAUGUUGAAUUGAAUGACUGUUGUUGGUAUGAUGGUAUAGAAUCUGACUACGCAAUUGGAAUAUGAUAUAGCACAAUCUUAUCAUUUAUUAAUGAUUAAAAAUCUUCUAUUAUUUAUAGUCGCUGACUGAUAGAAAGCCAUGAAUCGUUAUGCAUGAUUAUGUGGAGUAAAAUCGCAUUGAAAGCUUGGCCGGCGUUUACCUAGAGAAAGGACUAUUUGCUGCUUGCUUCACCAAUCAUGGCCGUGGACAGAAAUCGAGCUGAGAAUAUGAGGUUGCUUCACGACACCUUGAUUUAUAAUUUAACUGAAAUAGAAAGAAGGCAGUUCACAGUAAUUCUCUCUAAUUUCCAGACGAGAAGGGACCGUGAGAAAUUUGUUAUUUCGUUGAGGAGGCUCCUGAACACCCCCAAAAAGCAGGAAGUUGUACCAUAUUUGCUGGUUAUUCUUCCCAGCAGGGAGCGAGAACAUUUCUUAAAUUUGUGGAUGAGGACUUCACAAUACAAUCAUUUUUACAGUUUAGAGGAAAAUAAGAAUGGAAGGUACUCGAGGAAACAAAAUCUUACAUAUAAUAAUUCGUAUCAAAACCAUCAAAGACAAGAACAGCUUUAUCAAAAACGAAAGUUGCAUAGCACAGCCCAGUCCUGGAAAUCAAAUAAAAGACCACCUUUAUACUCAAGACCAAAUUCUGCUUUGUCCAGCAAUCGACUCAGUGCAUCGUUGCCAUCAUUGAGAAUUCCUUCUCAACCGGGCAAACAGCCAAAAACCCAUCUGAUAUCAAUGAAGAGGAGUUCAAAGGGAGAUGGGUUUGGGUUCAGUAUCAGAGGAGGUGCUGAACAUGGCCUCGGAAUAUAUGUCUCAAAUGUAGAGCAAGGAUCAAUUGCAGAGAAAAAGAAUUUAUGUACUGGAGACCAAAUUGUAAAGAUUAACGAAUUCAAUUUCCAAAAAAUUGACCAUGCAAAUGCUGUCAAGAUUAUCCAACAAAAUAAGAAACUUCGAUUGCUUGUAUUUUCAUCGUCACUUGUCCCAGGAGCAAGGCUUUCACACAUGGAAUACCAAUGGGUUGAUACAAAUGGGAGACCAUCCUCACCCCCACUGAAUUUCAGGGAGAAAAGUAGUCAGAUUUCUAGAUCAAGAAGCAUUGGGGACAUACGACUGCUGCAAGAUGAUGAAGAGCGAAGGGUUAUUGUUCAUGUGCAGAGUGGUACAAGGCUUGGAUUAAAAAUUCGCGGAGGUAUGGAGUAUGGUUUGGGGAUUUACGUUUCGGCUGUUGACAGAAAUCACAUGGCUGAGAAAUCAGGAAUACGAGCUGGAGAUCAGAUCAUUGAUGUCAAUGGACUGGAUUUCCUGGAAAUUUCUCACAAGGAUGCAGUUCGAGUUUUGAAGUCGUACAAAAUGAUGAGCAUGAUAUUACGUCAUAUUGGCAAGAUCCCGUAUGCUAAAACUUUGUUUGAGCGGACAGAAUGGCUGGACAGCGCAAGAACGUCAAGGUCAUCAAGCAUCGUAUCUAUUGCGCACGAUGGACGAACAAGCCCGUCACCAGAGAGAUCAAAGUUUCGCCAGGGGAUAGCAGGAUCUCAGUUGCUUCAUCAAUCAGCAGUUGUUGUUCCAGCUCAUCGUAGAAUCGAAGAGCAGGCGAGAUCAGUUCUUAACGAGAAGGAGCUUGCCUCGCUUAAGUAUUACAUUAGCGAGUACAUCCAAGGAAGCAUUCAUGUUGAAGGCCUUGUCAUCAGUCUUUUCCAUCUCUUUGAUUCGUCGAAAAAGAUCUCCCUCUUAAAUGAUGUACGAAGUGUAAUAUUCCCGCAAGAUUUGGACGUGUUUGACCGGCUUGUGCUCGAGAAAGAGAUCGAAGCUAGAAAUUCGCUAAAUCAGGUUUCGCCAAGAAAGGACCAGCAACUCAACGGGAAUCACCUAGGCAACUCUCGCUUGUCACCAAAGGUCCCUGCGAAGGCGCUUUCAUACAAGCAGUUGAAAUCACCAAGAAGACAGACCAACUCAAAAGUUCCCUGGAGCCCGCCUUCAACCCCACAGCCUGCCAUUCCCUCUGCUGAACACGCCAGUCCAAUUGCUAAAGUUGAGCAAGUCUUAGUUCAUCAUCAGUCACCUGUCAUUGAUGACUUGGACUUUGAAGAAGACGAAGACGAAGACGAAGACGAAGACGAAGACGAAGACGAAGACGAAGACGAAGGUCCCGAAUACGCAGCCAUAAGUCAGGUCAAGGUACCAGUGAAAGAAGUGGUCAAGGUACCAGCUCAGGAAGUGGUCAAGGAACCAACACAAGAAGUACCACAAAGGUUAAGUUCACCCGAAUCAAAAGAGGAAUUGCUGCGACGAAUUAUAGAGGAGGGCAUGAAAAAACUUAAUGCUAGUGAUGGCCACCAGGAGAAUGGCGGAAAUAUGCAGGGAGACACAUCUCCGUCCAAUGAUGUAAUGGAAUCGCCAGUUGUAAGUGUCACAGGCAGCCCAUGCCAACGCCCAUCAGCGCAUGGAAAUGAAACUGAAGAUGAAGAUAUUGGCUUAUCGUUAAUGCGCAGCGCUUUGUUUGAUUUUGGGAAGGCUGUUCAUAGCGAAGAUGAGCUUGAUAACGAAGAUGAUAAGCAUUCUGUAAAGGGGAAUUUCGCUGGUCAAGAUCCUAAAGAAGAAGAAAUUUUGCAAGAGGCCCAAACCGAACAUGCGCCAUUUGGAUUGCUUGGCGGGGCUAUGUUUAGGCCUACGAUUGUGCCGGAAGAAGAUCUGACCGUUGUUCGUGAAACGGCAGUGGGAAGUGCGCCAAUGUCACCAUCUAGGUGGGAUACUAAUUUGGAAUAUGUGGCUAAGAAAACUGUGGGUUACGAGUUAGAUACAGAGUCAGUUGCUGAUAAAGUCAUCAACAGCUCAGCAAAUAGUUUUCCUGUUGUUGAAGAGAAAGCGAGCGUAAUGGAAAGUUACAUGUCUAAUGAUGGGGGUAUCAUUGAUUUAAGCAGGCUUUCCCUACGUUCAAGGGUUAAUGUUAACAAUAAUAUGUCAGGUAACUUCAGCACGGAUGAUUCUGAUGACGAUACACUGCGCGGUAUAGAACCGAUUCAGGACGAUCUAGAAUUCGAGUUUGAGGAUGAACCGGAACUAGCUGAACCAGACAUGCAGGAAAUAGAUAAUGACUCAACUACGUUGAAGUUUGCCCCAAUCAAGCUGCAGGAGACAGCCCCAAGUACCCCUUCCGUUGACGCGAAUCAAAAUCCACAGGACAAGGAAGAGCAAUAUGGUCGAGCUGACCGAGGUCGGCUUUUCAACGUGUAUGAGGCUAAUCCGACUUUUCCAAGACCAUUUGGGCAUUCUCAUUCUACUGGCAAUAACCGCCGGCAGCGGUUUGAAGUUAAAGAUGUUUCCGAUAGUGAGAUAGAUACCGGUGCUGGAUUUCAAAAUUUCAGCCCAAGGAUUUUGAGUGGUUCAAAAAUAGUGACCGGAGAUGCGCCAACAUUUGGCUUUCAGGCUGAUAACUCGAGCAAAGACAGUCAUACAAGCACUGAUAAGGAAAACAAAGUCAAUCUAUCUUCGGAUGACCGCGCCAUGGAUGACAGGACUACAAACGGUAUCAGCGAUUCAAUUCUUGUUCUUCCGGACCGCAAUCUAACAGCCAAACGGAUACCAAUUGUAACUUACCGGGCUGGCAGUCCGGACAAAGGCUUUCGUGAUGGGAAUGCAAUUGUUCGGGACAUUGAAGAAAUGGCAGCUGCUAACCGAAAGAAACAGGGAGACGAUGGAAAUGCAGAAAGGUCGGCAUUCCGCAAUUUACGAAGCAUUUUCGAGCAUCAACGACAAGGAACGCCCAAAACCGAGUAUUUAUCAGAAAUUAUCAAGAAGAAUAAUUCCGAGGGAAGAAGGCGAAUAAGAAGCACGGAUAGCGUUGAUGAAGCAGAGGAAGAAGCAGCCUCGUAUGUAACAGCGAUCAAUGGAAUGGAGACUGGAAAUAAACAUGGCAGGCACGGCAAACAAAAUUUCAGCAUCAGUUCAAGAUAUCCUGUGAAUCUGGGCGAAAGUGACUUAUCUUCUACUGAUGAUUUUGAUUUCUCGAGCAUCCGUUAUAAACCAAAGUUCAAUUCAAGUUUGAAUAGCCCAACAUCCGACGACAAAACGGAGAUUAGCUCGGGAUAUGGCAGUGAAGACUAUUCGCCGGUUAGCGAGGCCCACCAAAAAGUAGUGAAAAUCGAAAAAGGCAGGGAAGAAUUGGGUCUGGUGUUGGAAGCAAGCAAGAGACAGAAAAGAGGGGUACAGAUAAAGAGCAUCAUGACCGGCGAAUCCUACGCUGCCUGUAUGUAUCCUCAGCUUGAGGUCGGACAAGAGGUCGUUUCCGUGGAUGGCGAGCCAUUGCAAGGACUUGGUGCUCAGAUUGCCACCAUUUCGAUGAAAAGAGCAUAUAACAAUCCCAGUGGACGGUUUUUAGAGAUAGUCGUGAGGAACCAGAGAUCUUGAACAAAUAUAGGCUCAUCGUCGUAUUACUAGCAAAAGCCUGAUCACAUGUUCGUAAGGGCCUGAUCACAUGUUGGCAUACGAAUGAUCACAUGUUAGCCAACGCAUGAUCUCCUGUUAGCAAACACAUGAUCACAUGCUCAGUCAUCGUGCUUCUUGUUCAGGAUGCGCUAACCACAGACUGAGUCCGGAAUGCGUUAGCGUCCAUUGAUCUCUUACCAGUCCGCCACUCCCCGAGUUUCGCCUACCAGCAAAACGUGAAAAGUUCCAGAUAGACGUAUGUUUUAUACCCAUAUAAAUACAAAGUGUUUUUAACUAGAAUUAUCCAUCGGAUGUUUUUAAGAUGACAAUUUGUAAGUAACUUUGAUGUAUUUUAAUGUAAUUUUGCACGUUGCAGAUGGCCUCACUUUUUGUUCGAGUGUUGCACAGUGCAUAUAUUUUUAUCUUGUAAGGGAAUGCAUUUACCCGAAGAAUUGAUUUUUUGAGUGAAUGAAUAUAAUAAUUUUGCCCUGAAAUAUUUAAAGACGUUUUUUGUAGGGUAUGCUAUGCUUGUUCCUUACGUAUUCAAGCAUGAAGUUGGUUGAUGUUGUAAAAUUUUGGAAAAUCUCCCCGAACUUUGCUGGGUUUUUGCCAGGAGCUGCCAGGAUUUUGCCGGUUUUCACCGGGUUUUCGCUUGGUUUUGCCGGGUUUUCGCAGGGUUUUUGCUUGGUUUUGCCGGGUUUCUGCCGAUUCCGGGCCCUUUAUAGACAUGAGAUAGGCUCGGUAUCUAUGUGGUUGCUUUUUAUGUAGUUUUGAUGUAUUGAAAUGUAGAAUGGAGGUUGUCAAUGAAAUGAUGUUUGUAAGCUGAGCCACUAUAAUUGAGAACUUAUCAAAACUGGAAGCGGUUUUCUUUGGGAUAUGCUAUUAUGAGAGAAAAUUUUGAUCAUAAUUUUUGUUUUUGUGAAAAAAUUUAAUGAAAAACUUUAAAAAGACGAAGAUAAUCUUUAUACAAAAUACCGAAGUUUUCUACCUUGUGGCAGCAAACUACUCAAUGAAUCAAUGUAACUUUCUGAAUCAAUGUAAGGAAGAAUCAAUUUAACUUUCUACCAAUGAAUUUAAGAAAAAGUCUAUUUUACAUGGUCCAUUUUUAUAUCAACGCAAGAUAAAAUCCAGCGUAGAUAGUUAAAUUAAAUAAAUUCUUAGCCCGAGCCAAAAAAUAAAUAAUUUCGUUAACAAACAAGGAAUUUUUCUACGAUUUUAUCGUAAUUCCUGUCCUGCAAUGCACAACUGAAAUUUCAUUAAUUUAACAAAAGUGUAUACGCGUCAUGGUACAUCAUCAUUGAGUGAUGACGAUUGCCGUCCUAUGUGUCUGAAUCGCAUAAUGGUAGAAUCUUUUUCUUGUCCAGACCUAGUCAAAAGUCCAAGGAAAUGCAUGUAACUCCAGUCUAGUGGCAUUUCAAAGUAAUUCAGCCUCCAAAAAUCGGCUAGUCCAUGCAAGAAUUCGUCUUUGAUAAGCAUCCCGAUAAAGCCCAUGUGCCCGUAACGACGAAUCGACCACUGAUAAUUCAUAACUGCUUGGCUUAACAAAUCAUCUUUGAUAAGCUUGUAGAAACCAGAAAGACUCUCUAGGUCAUCUUCAAGAUGAAAAUAAUACUUGCCAAGGCCCGAACAGUAAUAGGCCAAAAAUGCGUAAUCCAAAGCCUGUUUACUGCGCCAUCUUACCCUCUUUUUUGUGUCGUUGAAGUUUUGGGGUAGGCCUGAUAAGCUGCUGUAAAAUCUCUUUGGUGCAUAAAUCAGCUUGAUUGUGUUAUUCUUAAUGUGCAUAUCAAACGUUUUCAUGAGUCUUUCUUGAAUGCUAUCCCGCUUCUCUUUCUCCCAAUCUGCUAAGAAUAUAACAAUGAGAAUCUCUUCUUUCUGGGUGUCCGUCAAGUUUUUCAAGUGGGUAUUUAGGGUUCUUUCCAAGUAGGAUGCAGAAGAUCCUUUUGUUUUCCUUUUAAUUGUCGAUAUUCCAAUUGUCAUGAAGGCUGGAACAAACAAGUCGCAAAAUUGAAAUAAUGUGCAUGUUCAAAACUGCAAUAUUUAGCAUAACACAUGUCAAAAAUAGCAAUAAAUCUUAUUUGGUAAGGGUAUAAAAGGUUACUAACACCAAACUAGGAUGCGAAAAUAGCAGGUGUCACUUUAAUGCAUUUUGACAAAUUAUGGCAUUAAAGUUAUAAUUUUUCCAGUGCAAAGAUUUAUGUGCGAAGAAAACGAUUAUAACCUUGUGCUGAAAUCAACUUAAGCAAAAUUUCUCGUAAGAUCCUUUUUGAUACCUAAAGAGCUAGAGAUGCAUACAGAAAGAGAAAACUUGCCCCUAGCAAAAUAUACUUCGUUAAGAGUUUUUUUGUUAAAGAGUUGCUGCUGAUGGCAAGAAUUCAAAGUGAUGGAGCUUAGUAGAAAGGGGUUUGCAGAAAUAAGCAUAUUUUCGAGGUGCUUUGCUUUUUUACAAAGAAGUUGUUUAUUUUACAACGACACAUGAAGUAUGAUGAGCUUUUCUAAUAUUCAUGGUUUCGAGUUCCUGUCCUCUUGAAUCUUUUCCUAAAGCUUAGUCAUGUUGCUUGAAAAUAUGUAAUAUGACUUAUAUUUCAAAGAGUUAUGCGGAUGCCAGGAAAAAUUGAUACCUUAGAAGGGGGGGGGGGGGUGUGACGAAUAGAUCGUAUGGUAUGAACCGAUAAAUGUACUUUGAGUUUUGCAGGUCAGAUUUCCUGUAUUUCCCUUUGUCGAUUUAUGCUUCCUUUACGAGGUUCUGGAAUUUGCUAAUCAAUCUGGGUUUUAUACCCUCAUACAUGCCUUUCUUUUUCUUGAACGAGCCAGCUAAUGUUACUUCUUCUCGUCUCAUUGGCUCUCCAUAACGAUCUCUGCAAAAGAUGUUCUCGUCUUCGGGCGAGGGCGAAGCCUUUGGAUUCACACCGGACGCCGCCAUGUUCAGCCAUUCAUGCACCCUAUCGGCAGGCAGUGUUUCCUUUUUUUGAUGAUCAAGAAUAACUAAAACAAAAUAUGGAUGCAGUUGUUAAAAAUAGAAGAAAUUCUAGCUUGAGAAUUUGACAUUUCUAGGGAUGCCCAAUAAAUGCAUCUCGAAUAUUUACCACAUUGUUCGAGACUGAAGGAAAGCCACUAAGCAAUAUUGAAAAAAAACAGGACAGGACAAGAGCAGCUGGCCCUAUGGGCUGCCAUCAGCUACCAUCUAGACAAUUUCUUGUCUCUAGACCAUUUAUUGUUGUUACUAAUGACACAUUCUUUGCAUCUGAAGAUAUAAUUUUUUCUUACCUAUAUAUUAGUAAAAACAUUUGCAGUUCAAAGUUCAAAUAGCUUGGUUAUGUGAAAAAGUAUGAAGGAAAAUUACUCUAGUUUAAUAGCAUUAAUCAGUCUUUCUAGGAGAACAACCUGACGAGUGGGCUUUAGUCAUUUGUACAGAGUACCACGUUUAGCACGUAAUUUUGGAUUCCAAGGAAACCAUUUUAUGCUCAAAGACAGGGCCUUGAUUACCUGCAACAGUUCUGAAGUGCUUUGCUCUGAAUUUGUUUAGUUAAAAUCAUCCUUGGCAACAGCAGUAACUUCGACAGAAGUUUAAGUCAGUCAGUUUUGAUUUGGAACUUGACAAUAUCUUGUUGUCAUUUUGCGCUCGUUUUUCUGUUCAUUGACUCCAGGUUGUCAGUCUCCGGAGUAUUCAUUAGAGAUUUGUUCCUCUCUGGAACAACUGUAUAUGCUGUUAUAAAUUGUUACAAGGAGAGAGGAUCAUUGCCUUUCUAAAUCUUCAGAUUUAAGAAAAAUCUGUUUCACGGGAUAUGAUUUAUUUAGUUUACGAAAUAUAAAGCAAUUCUUAACCUCUUAUUAGUCAUAUUUUUUCUCGUAAAGAUGAUUGUAGCUAGCUAAGAUCCCGUUGAAAGUACGAGCUUAAAUUUAGGAACUUUUCUUUCAUGACAUCAUAAUAGUUGGCCUUGGUGUUUAUAAAAUCUUGCAAGUUCACACUUAAAAACUCAUUGCUAACAAUGGGCCUUUGCGAGCGUGGUGACGGUCCAAACAAUGGGACUAAACUUCUACGGAUUAACCAAAAUUGAUUUCAGACUGUCUAAAAAUGCAUUAUGGGAUGCUUGCAUAGCGCAAUGGCUCAUUGCUAGCAAUGAGCCUUCAACAUCAUUCCAUUAUACCAUUACUUUUCGUGUUACUCAUUAUUUUAAACCAAUUAUUCCAAUAUAGCAAACCACACUUAACGCUAGAAGCCUGUCAUAUUUGAAUGAGUUGCUUUCGGAUUCGUUGUUUUUGCAUGGCUUUGGAGCCGUUCACGACUAGGCAAAAUUUAAGAUAGAUUCAAGAAUGUUUAGACAUCUUUAAAUAUUUGAUUUGAAAAAUAACAAGAAAGACAGGCUGAAUACAGAAAUACUUACUUAUCGUUGUGACAAAAGUUAGAAUAAACAGUAACACCACGGGCAUUUUCAAAAUUGUAGCAGUGAUUUUUCGCCUCAUGUAGAUUCCGUUCAUUUUCUGGCAGAGUUUGUUUUGAACAUUCAAGGUUUAUCCUUUCAACGACAUCUGACAAAUGCAAACAGAUAAAAGGCUGUAGCUAGUGUACUAGAGGGUUGCCUAGUUACAAGGUGCUAAGGCAGAUGAAUCUGUUUCGAAACAAACCAGGAAUUUAAGACAAUGAGUUAAAACAGUCAUAGAACCAAAAAAGGAGGACUUUCUGGUAAAGAUCACAUUUCAUUGAAUAAUAUCAUCUUUAUUUAUCUAGAAGCAUUGAAUUCCACAUGCAUGUUUGAUGUGGAUGAAACGUAACCAGGUUUGCAAAUAUUUGAUCGUGCUGGGUGCAUGUAUUUUCAUUUACCUGGAUUCAAUGCCAAAUGAAAAAAAAGAUGGCGGUCUUCUAAUAAAGGAUACUUAUUUUGCUUCUUGUGAGGGUCAGAAUACUAAUAUAAGUUAUCUUACAAUCUGUUACUGGGCUUAAAACUCUAGCGAAUUCUCUUGAGAGAGCAAUGUGUGCGAACAACUAUAGAAAUGUAGCGUUUUAGAGGGCCAUAGUGUCAAUAGGGACAAGGGGGCACACCCCAAAUUAAUAUAUUGAUAUAAUGUAUUCUUUCAGAUAGUCUGCAUAUUUUGUGGAACGCUACAUAUUGUGUAAAGGUCUUACGCUGUGUUGCUAGACUUAUGGGAGAGGAUGAGUCGAAAGUAACGAGAUCUUGUUGUGUGCCUACACCCUUGUAAUCGUGCCAAUCCAAAUCAAUUCUAUUUACAAAAUCUAGUGAUAUAUAUACUAACGGCGUACAAUAGGUUUUACUUACAUGAUUGACAUAACACUAAACGAGGUACAAAUGAAUACGAGACAACAGAAGAUUACUGAAGUGCAAAAUCCUGUACCCCCCCUCCCCCCUCCAAUAAAUUGCCUCUUGUUGUGUCUCUGUGUUUAAGGGAUUUGACCAUGAUUCAACCACGUAGCUGUAGAUAUCGGCAAUUCGAGCAACAUAUUACAAAAAAUUACCGGUUUCUUUAGCCUCGCAACUGAAAAUUCCUCGAAAGAUACUUCACGAGUUAGGAUUUUUCAAAGAAUAUGCGAGUCAAAUCACGCUGACGAAAAGGUGUGCUAUAUCACCUUCUUGGCGCAUCGAUGUACGUCAUGGACGAAAAGACACUCGGUUAUUACUGAAACAUAACUACUCACCAGUGCGAUUGUAUAUGCCUCUUUAGUGUCUCCGAGGGGGCUCUUUUCGAAAAAUGUUGUCAAAAAACAAUAUCCUAAGUAGAAAUUAGCGACUUUUCGGCAUUAAAAAAGGUGUAUGAUUUACUUGCUGCUUACGUAUUUUACCUACCCAUGCUCAGUGUGCUGCCAUGUAGAAAAAAGCUUGGUAAUCGACUGCGAUCUCGAAUGAUUGAUCAGCACUUUGAAGGCAACUUGCGGCUGCCAACAUCAACAAUUCUGCCAAAUAUUGAGAAGUUCGACAAGAACAUGCAGCACCAACUUCCACAUUAGCUUCUUGUAAUAUACUGACCAGUGAAUAUGUACUUCACAUUCUUGUCUACUUCACAUGUAUUUACGUACAGCUUCUACGUUACAGAUAAUUUUCCGAUAAAUACAAUUUUAUUGAUUAGAUUAGCAGUAAGGUAGAAUUGGUAUAUGUUAAAAUUACACUGUAUUUUGAGUUGCGGCCCUGUUAUGCAUUUCAGAAAUCAACUUUGGCCCCCUGUUUUAUAAAGGUUGCCGACCCCUGCUUUAUAGAGAUCAGGAAAAUUUCCAAAACGAGGCCGCCAUUGAGAAAUUAUUAUCGAGGAUUUUAGAAGACCACAGAUCAAUACUGUUGUCAUGAAAGAAGCAACAGGGAAUAGAUUUGAUAGAAGUGAAUGGUUUUAUAAUCACCCAAAGAUUUGCUCACAAAUUCACAAUGGGGUCUUUACCUUCAUGACGUUUCAUUAAGUUGUCUGAAAACCAUCUGGCAAUGAAUACACACCAGACAAAUCCAACAUCCAUGCUGCAUGCAGAAAGUUGAUGUCACGAGAAAAGUUACAUACAUAGCUCCUAACUUUUUAGAAGUCAUUAGUGGGUCAGGUGACAAUUUUGAGACAAUCAGGAAUAAAUGAUCAAAAUUUGAUAUUUCUGGCUAUUGCAGUGUACAUCAACCUUAUUGAAGUUUGUCACUGGUUUGAUGUGAAACUUCAUGCAUUUCCAAGUCUGCAAAGGGUACUAAUAAGUGGUUCAAAGAAAAAGGAGGAUCUGGGUAGAGAAUUCUUUUUACCGAUUAGUGGUAGCUCUCUGUUUCAGCCAGAGAGUGUGUCCAGCUUGUGGGAUAAAGAGGAAUUUCGUAAUCUUACUGAUCAAAAGAGUGUAAAUAUAGCCAUUGUCAGUGGAAGCUCAAAGAUCCUUUAUUACAAGGUCUCGGAUGGUCUUGUGCCGUGCAUCAAUCCAUCGAGCUAAAGACUCUUGAAGAAAGGAUGUAAAUUGCAAAAUAUGUCAAUAUUGGCAACAGUUUUCCCCACUGAAAUAUUUAGAAUGCUGAAAAUCAAGUGACACUGAACUGUCUUUACGUGACACUGAAUUCAAGUGAAAGCAGGGGACACUAAACUGCUGCUUUCGGUGCAUAUCAUUGCCAUAGAAGUGGAGGAAUAUAGACGGGGGCAGAUUCACGAUUCUUUACAAUUUUGUAGCAAUUGCCAUAACUUUUGUCAUUUUGUUGGGCUGUUAAAUGUGUUACAACCCUCUUUCCUACAGCUUCAUUCAUUGUGGGAUUGACUAUAGCGUCCAAAAUUUAACAUCUGAAACCAUUUAAGCAUUGGUAUUUUACCAAAUAGCGUAAAGCUAGUUGCUUGAACUAAUUGCUAUAUAUUCAAUUGUAUUUUUCGUGCGAUGUGUCAAUAGACGUCAAAGUCGACCAGUUUGCCUUGCUUUACGACAUCUUGUAUGCUUUUCUGCCGAAUAAAUAGUCAUUAGCACCGAAGUCAACACACAAAUUCAUUAAUGUUAGUUCAUUAAUUUAAUGAACUUGAAGGUAAAGUAACGCUUUGAUCCCGGGGGGUGGAGGUACCUGCCAUUAUGGCCUAACAGUUCCAAUCAGCAUCAAACAGGGACAAAGCCAAAGUAUUCAAAAAUAUCAACAAAUGAUAGUCUUUUUUGGCAAUAGCCCUCAAUGGUAGCAAAAGAACCGAAAUUAUGCCCUUGGUAGCGUCCAUUACUUUGUGUGGAAAUAAAAGAUCUUGUUAAUUUUCGAUAGUAAAUUCCAAACUAAACUAAGUAGCUGAUUAAAAGUUCCCCCUUAGAGGAGCAACCUUUUCAAAUACCCCCAAGUGGUAGUGUUAUUAUUGAAACUGGGUCAUUUGUUAGCCUUUGGUAAGACCCUCAAAUUGACUGGAUGCCCUGUCAGGCUUUGAUGGGAGUCCCCCCCCCCCCCCCCCCCCCCCCCGGGACUUUGAUACUCGUAGCAACGUUUAAGUUUAUCAUGUUAGUUGUCGUGUAAAUGCUUCAUUAUUAUGCAUGUAUUUGAUUACCAUAAA
Molecule: messenger RNA, 12443 nt
Organism: Rhopilema esculentum
Lineage: Eukaryota; Metazoa; Cnidaria; Scyphozoa; Rhizostomeae; Rhizostomatidae
Source: RefSeq, a predicted model, not a curated record